Messenger RNA from Fusarium verticillioides 7600, 2181 nucleotides. RefSeq lists its product as hypothetical. Lineage: Eukaryota; Fungi; Ascomycota; Sordariomycetes; Hypocreales; Nectriaceae. The record is from RefSeq and is a predicted model, not a curated record. The transcript is spliced from 3 exons. The coding region runs from base 1 to 2181 and encodes 726 amino acids.
AUGAACUCCUCGCCAUAUCAUCCUCUGCGAUCAGCUGAUGGUCAGAUCAGGCUGUUGAUACUUCAUCCCGCUUUGAAGCACGAUGCUCCUAUUCAGUGUAUGCUAGAGCCAGCCAUUCUCUCUUCUAACCCCAUCUAUGAGGCUCUAUCAUACACCUGGGGCGAUCCCGGAAAUGGUUGUAAUAUCUCACUCAGUAAUCACGAUUUUCUUGUAGGAGACAAUGCCGCUGCCGCCCUCCGCAGAUUGCGAUGGAAGAGGAAGAAUAGAAUACUCUGGAUAGAUGCAAUCUGCAUAAAUCAAGCCGACGUGGACGAGAAAAGUACGCAAGUUCCCCUCAUGCAGAAGAUCUACGGUCAAGCACAAAACGUCUUGGCCUGGUUGGGAGAGCCUACUGAUGGCAGUAUUCUUGGCAUGAGAUUACUCCAAAACAGGAUGGCUAGUGUUGGCUGGCAUCAGUGGAAGAUUGACAAAGACUACGGCAAACCGACACUUCCCUUUUUAAAGUCUGUAAGAGGCUCUAUCGCCAGAAUGAAUCGAUCGAGAUUGAUAGAAGAGCAAAUAAACGGGGAAGUCCGUGAGCUACUCGAUCGACCGUGGUGGCGCCGAACGUGGAUCAUCCAAGAAGUUGUGUUGGCAAAGAACAUCCAGAUAAUAUGUGGCGAGGAUGUCAUCACGUGGGAUGCAGUGGCAUCUCUGUUCAAACGACUAAAGUGGACGCAGGGUGAGGUUCGGGUAUUCGAUGUCAAGCUGAGUGAUCGAAACAUAUUUCCUGAUCAGAUGUACAACUUUAUCUCUGGAUAUCAUCAGAAGUGGCAUUCGAACGAUAGGAGACUCGACCUUUUGGACGUGCUAUACCAGUUCAGAACGUUAGAAUGCACAGUUGCGCAUGACAUAAUUUAUGGGUUCUUGGGAAUUGUGCAUCCUAAUGUGGCUACAAAGAUAAGCCCGGAUUAUCAUCUCGAAGGACACAGACACUGGUCAGGCGUUGAAAAUGGCGCUCAGAAGCAAAAGGCAUACAGCGUCCUGGAGCAGUCGAGAUACUACGACAUCCAGGCUCAAAUCUUCGAUGGACCAGAUAAGACUCCGAGAAGAGGCUGGGAGAGACUGCCUGAUGGCUGGGAGAUAAUACCGCGCAAGGAGAAGCCUCUGUUUCGGGACAAUAAGGAUAGGAACAAACAGUCUACUGAACCGAGUCCAUUAGAGGGCCAGCAAGCUGUGAGAGCUGAGCAUUAUAUCAAGCAAAGAGAACUCUCACCGCGAUGGUCCAAGAUCUGGGACAACCUUGGCCGUGCAAAGGUUGUGUAUAGAGCCGGAGAGACGGCGAGAGAGCACAGACUGCGAAAUGAAAGAGAGCUUCUCCGACAGAGGCUUUCCAGAUUACCCUCAUGGCCUCGAUAUUUCGCAUCCGGAAACACUACUGCGGCACUACAUAUUGGCUCCAACCCACGGGUUCUGUCUCUCAAGGGGCAGAUUAUUGAUGAAAUCAGGCAACUCGGACCCGUAUGGCAUCCUGAACUUGACAGGCCCCCUAUCUCCAGGAAAGGCAUUAACGCUCUUGUUGAGUGGGAAAGUCUUGCCCUGAUUGAGCUUCCAGACUGCCCUUACGGCGGCGCUGAGGGUCGCACCAACGCCCUAUGGAGAUCAAUGAUAGCUGAUUAUGCAGGUACAGAAGCUGCUGACAGUGAUGACUGGGCUUACAUCGAGACGUGGUAUGACCGAACUGGAUGGGGUCGUGAGCUCCCAGAUAUGGCAUCAAGGGGAGUAUAUGAGACAGUCACACUUGAGGGAGAAAUACAGGAACUUCAGGUUGUGAUGAAUGCCCAGUUUCUCCAGAUAAGACCAGUGCCUGUUCUCAAAACUAGCGAAGUGCUGAAACAUCCAUUGGGGGAUUUCUCCCAGAGAAAGAAAAAGUAUGGAGGUUAUAUAAAGCGCAUUUAUGACGCAUGUGCGCAUCGCGCAUUGUUGGUGACUUAUCGGGGCUACAUUGGAUUGGCGCCUUGGAAUGCACAGAUCGGUGACAAAGUGGCUAUUCUUCAUGGAGGCGAGACGCCUUUUAUCCUUCGUCACGUCAAGGGGACAGAGGACUUUUCAUUAGUCGGGGAAGCUUUUGUAUAUGGGUUGAUGGGUGGGGAGGGAAUGUCGGAUGCUUUUGGGGGAGGACGAGAUAUAAAUAUCUUAUAA